AUGGCCCUUUUCGUCCACCGCAAUUGCCAGGUAGUGAGUUUCGCCCUCAACACCCUUGGAUGGAUGUUCUCCAUGAUUUCCAUGGGCCUGGCCAGGUGGCGAUUGUGGUACAUCUCUGCCCCCUCCCAGGGGCUGGCAUGCAUAGGGAUGUGGAAGGUCUGCACUUACCAGUCCGCCAACCUCCACAGCAGAAAAAUAGAGUGUCACCGCUACACCUACAGUGACACCUACCUACCGCUUGAUAUCCGCAUCGCUCAGAACCUGCUGCUGGCUGCCAGCCUCCUCGGGCUCCUGGGGAAAGUGCUCAUGGUCCCGGGUCUGCGGAGAGUGUACGCGGGACAGCUUCAGAAGGACACCACCUGCAAUCUGUUCUUCACUUCCGGAGUCCUGAGCAUCAUAGCGGGUGCAUUUAUCCUCACUGCUGUGACCUGGAACUACCACUCCGUGUUCAAUGAAGAGGGCGUACGCUUUCCGUCAUCCUUCCACAUCCCCUUCAGGCCGGACAGGCAGGAGACC
Messenger RNA from Myotis davidii, 516 nucleotides. RefSeq names its product claudin-34-like. The record is from RefSeq and is a predicted model, not a curated record. The annotation marks the transcript as partial. Gene Ontology annotation, biological process: cell adhesion; bicellular tight junction assembly. Gene Ontology annotation, cellular component: plasma membrane; bicellular tight junction. Gene Ontology annotation, molecular function: structural molecule activity. NCBI's taxonomy places the organism in Eukaryota, Metazoa, Chordata, Mammalia, Chiroptera, Vespertilionidae. The transcript has a single exon.